Messenger RNA from Spea bombifrons (plains spadefoot toad), 3395 nucleotides. RefSeq names its product SUZ12 polycomb repressive complex 2 subunit (gene SUZ12). Gene Ontology annotation, molecular function: chromatin DNA binding. The transcript is spliced from 16 exons. Lineage: Eukaryota; Metazoa; Chordata; Amphibia; Anura; Pelobatidae. The coding region runs from base 95 to 2179 and encodes 694 amino acids. The record is from RefSeq and is a predicted model, not a curated record. Gene Ontology annotation, cellular component: ESC/E(Z) complex; nucleus.
AGGAGGGCGGGGCUGGGUGCGUGCACUGAGAGACGCUGAGGGAAUCGGUAGGGUGUCCGCGCGGGCUUUGCGCGCAUGGCCCCCGAAUAACUGGAUGGCACCCCAAAAACAGGGCGGCUCAGCUCCUAGCAACGGAGCACCCCCCGCCUCACUGCCCCAGCCCAUUCGCAAAGCCAAGAUGGAGCAGAUCCAGGCGGACCACGAGCUCUUCCUACAGGCCUUCGAGAAACCCACCCAGAUUUACCGCUUUCUGCGCACCAGGAACCUUAUCGCGCCAAUAUUUCUGCACAGAACGCUCACGUACAUGUCUCACCGGAACUCGAGGUCCAACGGCAGAAGGAAGUCCUUUAAGGUGGAUGGCAUGUUGCUGAAAGUGGAGAAGAUGAAGGGCGAUCAGGAGUCUCACAGUUUAUCUGCUCACCUGCAGCUCACGUUCACUGGUUUCUUCCAUAAAAACGAUAAGCCGUCCCAAAACUCUGAAAAUGAACAAAGCUGCGUGACUUUAGAAGUCCUGCUUGUGAAAGUCUGCCACAAGAAACGGAAGGAUGUGAGCUGUCCCAUAAGACAGGUUCCUACAGGGAAGAAGCAGGUGCCUUUAAAUCCAGACAUCAACCCGGUGAAGCCGGGGAAUUUGCCGUCACUCGCCGUUUCCAGCAAUGAGUUUGAGCCGAGCAACAGUCACACGGUGAAAUCCUAUUCGCUGCUCUUCAGAGUGACCUGCCCCGGGAGGCGGGAAUUCAGCUCCGUGACCAAUGGAGAGGCGAACGAAAACAUUGAUGUCUCGGAGGAGCCGCCUGCUCGCAGGAAAAGAAACUCGUCGAAUCGGGAGGAUGGGGAGAAGACGUUCGUGGCACAAAUGACUGUAUUUGAUAAGAACAGGCGUUUGCAGUUACUGGAUGGAGAAUACGAAGUGGCCAUGCAGGAGAUGGAGGAGUGUCCCGUGAGCAAGAAAAGGGCCACCUGGGAAACCAUCCUCGACGGGAAGAGGCUGCCUCCGUUUGAAACCUUUUCUCAGGGACCAACUCUUCAGUUUUCCCUUCGAUGGACGAGCGAUACAAAUGAUAAAUCCACUGCCCCGAUCGCCAAGCCUCUCGCCACUCGGAACUCCGACAGUCUCUCUCCGGACCUGAAACCUGCAUCUGUCAAACCCGCUCACGCCGUGGCUGUGAAGGAAUCCUUAUCUGAUCUGCAGACGAGGAAGGAGAAGGACCUUUCCUGUGAACCGCGCCAGAAACUGCGGAUAUUUUAUCAGUUCCUCUACAAUAACAACACGAGACAGCAGACCGAGGCCAGGGACGACCUGCAUUGCCCGUGGUGUACGCUGAAUUGCCGGAAGCUGUACAGUUUACUCAAACACCUGAAGCUGUGCCACAGCCGAUUCGUCUUUAACUACGUGUAUCACCCAAAAGGUGCUAGAAUCGACGUGUCCAUCAAUGAGUGCUACGACGGCUCGUACGCAGGAAACCCCCAGGACAUACAUCGCCAGCCAGGCUUUGCGUUUAGCCGAAAUGGCCCAGUCAAAAGGACCCCCAUUACUCACAUCCUGGUGUGCAGACCAAAACGCACGAAGGCCAGUAUGUCUGAGUUUCUGGAGUCCGAGGAUGGAGAGGUGCAGCAGCAGAGGACAUACAGCAGCGGCCAUAACAGACUGUACUUCCACAGCGAUACCUGCCUCCCUCUACGGCCCCAGGAGAUGGAUGUGGACAGUGAGGAUGAGAAGGAUCCCGAGUGGUUAAGGGAGAAAACGAUUACUCAAAUUGAGGAAUUCUCAGAUGUCAAUGAAGGAGAGAAAGAAGUUAUGAAACUCUGGAACCUGCACAUCAUGAAACACGGGUUCAUCGCAGACAAUCAGAUGAAUCACGCUUGCAUGCUGUUUGUGGAAAACUUUGGCUCCAAAAUAAUUGAGAAGAACCUGUGUCGAAAUUUCAUGCUUCAUCUUGUGAGUAUGCACGACUUCAACCUCAUCAACAUAUCUACUAUAGACAAAGCGGUUUCCAAACUGCGGGAGCUGCAGAGCAAGCUGGACAGAGGAGAGUCUGCCUCCUGCGCCACGGAGGAACCGUGUCACCAAGCACCCACCGCGACAAAUGGGUUUUGUGAGACCAACGGCAGAGACAAAGCUCUGGAAAACGACAGUGUCUCAGGGAUACCAAAACAGAGCAAAAAAGCAAAGCUGUGAAGGCCGGGCAACCCUUGUCCUCUGAGAAAUGGUCGUCUGGGGGGGGGUCUCGCGUGGCCUAACCAACCCCGCAGCUGAUUACAGAGGUGGGGAGGGACUGGAUUUCUCGUUCUCUGGUGUCUCGUACAGAACGUGCAGCUCUCCUGUGUUUCGGAUGGCGGGCUGCACACAGAACUGCGUGUGUUUGUCUCGCUCCUAUUUUGCUUCCACGCGAUUUCUUUUUCUUCCCUUUUUAAGAUAUUUGUAUGAGAUGCAGCUCCCAGCGUGGCUGUUGUAGGAUCACGUAGCACUUUGUCGUGUGCCUAGAGCUGCCAUUCUGUCUCAUACUACUCAUGUAGUUCACGGUCCCUUUCUGUUGGGGGGGAAUGAAAUGGCGUCUCGUUUCCCGCGGUCCCGUCUUUUCAGUUGGACAUUCUUUGGAAUUAAAUGCAAAGAAUUUUUACAUAUGAACUGCAAUAAAGACUUUGAUUAUUAUUUAUUCCUGUGAGGCGGACAGGAGCCGAUCAUCACGAGCUGCUGGUUUUGGGUGUAAAACCUGUCAUCUUUGUUAGCGUGAAACGUGUUCUGCACUGAAUUCUGUGUAUUUUAAAGGGAUCUAUCGUGCACCUUUCAGCCCAACGGCCAGGUUCCCGCUUUUAAAAAUAGCCCCUUUGGCCCUUCGAUCAUGUGACGAUAUGUGGAUUCCCCCCCCCCGAGGCAUUUAAAUCCAAACAGACUUAACGCGACAGCCCUAUUUAACACUGUGCCCUUUGGGGUAAUAAAAUCCAGAAUUGGUUUUAGGUGUGCGGUUUCUGCUCGGACGAGGAUGGUUUUCUCCUCUUAUCAUCUUUUUCUAGGUGUGUAAAGCCGUUGGCGUUCCUUUCGUGCUUUCUGUGACGCGUGUAGAGCCGGAUGCUCUGGAAGAUAAGUCUGCUGCGCGCUUCUCCUUUCGUGGAUAUUUCUCAUCCGUCACUUGAUUCGUGUAACAAUAGGAAAGGGUUCUUGACUCGACACGCUGGCUUUAGGAUGAAUUUUCAUUUGCUUAAUGUUGUAGAUCAGAGUUUUUUUGCGCUUGGCUUCCAUUUCGCUUUAGUCUCUGCGUGUAAAACCGAAUUUACUUGUAGUUAGAGAUCCUGGCAAUGUUUGCACAAGGUAUGGUGACGGCGCGCUCCCUCCUCGUACGGAAACAGUCAUGAAAUAUCUUGUCCUGUUCGUUUCUAAUAAAUAAUGAAAAUAA